CUCAAAGAUGGCGGAUGGGUCGCCCGAGGACCGUGCCGGCCCGAAACAAAUGAACGAUUUAACUUUUUCCGCGCCCGAUAAAGGACUUGGUGACACAAAAAAGUGCAGUGGCAAAACAUUUGACGGCGAUAGUGUAAAGUUAUCGUUCUACAGGGAACUGGAAACGAGUGAAUCGUGUGAGAGAAGUGAUACGCGCGGCGUGGCCGCUAAUCGCGCCGCGGUCGUCGGUUCGUAUUCCCGAAAAUCGUCUGAUGCGAGCACCGUGGACGGCGACGAUAGGAAGAAGAGAUGUCUGGACAGAUACGACAGCUCCGAGUCUUCUGACAGUGGUGUGGCGGUGCAUAGUCCGACGGAGAGCGGUGGAUGCAGCGGUAGCGACAUCACCGAGCCGCGCUCGCCGCGCAGCCCCGAGUCGGCGUGCAGCACCGCAGAGGACAGCGCGGGCGCGCGCAUGCCGCCGUGGGCGUGCGACCCGGCGCCGCCGGCCCCGCGACGCCUCGCGGCACAACCCGCGCCCGUGCGCCGCUCGCAGCCGCCCAUACAUCGCCGCAUCACCGAGUACUUCAACCACAAGAUGAAGCCUCAGAACGGCGUCAAGCGCGACAACGCGGCCAACGAUGAAACCAAGAAAAAGUGCCUACCUAAAAAUGGGGUCACGCAUGACCUAGAGAAAUAUAUUUCUUAUUUGUCACAGACUCUUAGUCCUAAAGUAUUAAUGGACGUCGGAAAGCAAAAUGAAGCCGCUAAUCGAAAGUCAACAAACACUACCAUGAACGGCGCUAUUGACGCCACGAAAGCGGCAGAUCUCAGCAAACCAACGCCGAAUGGUAAUUUUAAUGGUAUGAAUGAUUUCGGUAGACCGAAGGAGAUGAUAGCAAAAAAUCAUACGAAUAUGAAUGGUUUCUUGGAAAUCCGACACGGAACCGAAAGUUUUCCAAAAGCGAAGCAACCUGGAGGGCUUCUGAAAGACUUGAUAGAUGGUAAGAGACCGGGCCUUGAAAUAAAAACGUCGCAGGACCCAUCCGCCCAUGGAAUUUUAGCUAAUAAACAUACACCAGAGGUGGCUAGGCGUAAAGUUCCUAUACCUGCCUCCAGUGAUUUGGUAGGUAUGAGGAUUGCAGCCAACACUCCAAUAAGUCAAUCACCUAAGAAAGUAACAAAGCCUGACAAAUCUAGGAAUGGUGUAGUCAGCUCCACAACUAAGCUAGACAGCCGAAUGAAUGGAGUCACGUUUGGAUCUAAUAAUUUAAACUUAAAUCCCAUUACCAAGCCAACAAAAAAGGAGACGGUGAAGAAAACUACUCAACCCACGAAAAGAACAAAUCGAAAGUCAUCAGCGUGUAUUGCCAAUAGUAAAAACCUCACGUGGUCUAAAGCUAAUAAUCUAAAACAAGUGCAACUUCAACAGCAAAAUUGUACAAACAUUACUUCGAAUUCCAGUAAUAAAAAUGGACCAGGCGAGGCAAAUCCUGCCCCGAAGAUGAACAUCCAAAAUGGCGUUCGGCAGAAUACAAUGAUGAAUGGUAACUUCACCAAUCUCAAUGCACCUGUUACAAGCUAUCAAAACUGUCAUCAAAUUAACAUACCACAACCUUGUAACGGAACUGUAAAUCCUAACAACUUAACAUCAUUUGUUGCCGUUCCACAAAAUAUGAUGCUUACUGCGUUAAGGAUACCUCAGAACGGUUUAUCGGCACAAACACUGGGACAGCAAAAUAAUAUGGCAGCUUUCAACCGACCCAAUGUAAACGUCUCGAGCCCGACUAAACUAAACGGUCAGUUCGUUUUUCCACUCGUGCAGAACAUAAACGGAACGGUUGUUCAAAUACCAAAUCUAAUGACUAAGAUGCCUAACUUUAUGCUUCCUCAAACUCCACAGUUGACGACACAGAGACAGGACCAUUUACAAAACCAACAAGCGGCAUCGAUUCUCAUAAACGGUACUCUUUUGAAACUGGCUAACACUAUGACUUCGACAUAUCCGAAUGUAAACAAAAGUGAGCCGGUGACAAGUCAGCCAAUUCCAGUUAUGAAUAAAAACGUCACAGGAAUGCAAGCUGUCGGCAUGACAGUUCAAUCGAAACAGAAUUACGCUGUCAACUUUAGCCACCCCGUUCUUGUGCCGCAGCCUGGUUUUAUUGUCACAUCGGUGCCAAAUAUAAACGUGAAGGAAACGUGGAGUUAUACGAAUACGAAUACGGUGUCGUCCUCACAAACGACGUAUUCGAGUCAUUUAGUUCACCAUCCGCCGCCCAUCGUGCCGAACUAUACCACGGCCCAGGCGCUUCACACGAGUAGUAUACCCAUCGCGCCGGUCAAACCACCGGACAACCCAAUUCAGGGCACGGAUCCACCCAGCAGCACUGUGAAGGAGCACGACCUAAUUGAGAUGACGCCCUCAAAGUGUGAUAUUCCGUGGCUGUCUAAAACGGUAAACAACAACAUCUUCCCGUUACAACCAAAUAAAAAGAAUACGCGACCAUUUGCGGAAAUUAGUAGUAUAUCGGAAAAGCUUGAAGAGUUAGCUACUAAAAAGGCAAAACACGAAGUCAAGGAGGAGAAAGAGGAAGAGUCGAGAGUGGACACGAGUAUUGAACUUCGAAAGAUCGAAGAGGUCGCGAGGCGGGAAGAGACACUGUUUACGCAGAUCACUGUGCUCAAAGACGUUUCGUCUGACGUCCACAAUACAUUGAUAGAAGCAAAUUUCUGUAGUACAACAACGGAGUCAGAGUCGGGUAUAGGGACUGACAAGUCUAUAGACUCGCCGAGUGACUCUCAAACUAGUAAAGAAUGUGAUGAAGAUUCGUCGUUGUCGUUGAGUAUAAGCGUGAGUUCUGUGGAGGCGCCGAGUCAGAAGAGUCCUAUUCUAAAGCAGCCGAAGACGCUGCGGUUUCCUCCGAAGAGUUUAACGAAGCCGAGCAGUGACAAGCGCACGUCCAGCACGGAUACAACGUCUACGGUCACCGUGUGUCUGUGGGAGAACUGCAAGCGGGAGUUCGACGGAGAUCCUGAUCUCUUGGAACAUUUGCAGAGCGUGCACGUAGAAACACAAGCCGGCAAGGAAAACUACGUGUGCCUUUGGGAGCAGUGCAAGGUGCGAGGCAAGCCGUCGUGUUCCCGACUGUGGCUGGAGCGACACACAUUGUCGCACGGCGGGAACAAACCCUUCAAAUGCAUCGUCGACGGCUGCGAGAGGCGCUUCUCCACUCAGACGUUAUUGGAGCGUCACGUGAACAACCAUUUCAAUGAGGCGUCGCCCAACGCUGGAUCGGGCAAGAAAUCUGCCGAAGGCUCCGUCAAACUCAUUCGCAGAAACGGCAAGAAGCUGCGUUAUAGAAGACAACCAUGGUCUGCGCGCAUGUUCGACUUCUUCGACGCGGGCAUGAUGGAGGGUCUAGCGUGGCGACUACUACGGGCCACUCGCUGGCGUCUGCGCGGCGCCUGUCCGCUGCGCGAGCCGCCCGGCCGACACACGCUGACGCUCCGAGCUUCACUCACGGCCACGCGGUGGAACGCCACGGAGCGGACUACAGAGGCGCUUGUGACUUAUUACCCGCCUCAUGUGCUGGAGGACGAGUGGGUGGCUGCGAGCGAGGUGCAGCGCGUGAAGCGCGUGGAGAUCGCCGCGCUGCCCGCCGCCGCCAAGGUGGCGCUGUACGAGCACUUCUGCCUGUCGUACCGCGGCCCCGCGCCGCCCGCGCCCGCCGCCCGCGCCGCGCCGCCCGCCCGCGCCCCGCGGCGCUGCGGCUCCGCGCGCAUGCUGGCGCAGCUGCUCCGCAAGCGCCGCUCCGCGCCCGCGCCGCUGCAGCCCGCCUGCCCGCCCGAGCCCGACAGCGUCGAGCUGGCCGAGCCCGAGCGGCCCAGCGGCGCCAAGAAACGCAAGAUGGGACGACGCUACGGAGGCAACUCCUUCUGGCCCUGCGGACGAUAAACCCUCACGCACACGCAUCGUAUCGCAAGCGUACUCGAAACACUCGCUGUAUUGGAAACACUGUUCAAAAUGUACGUGUAGGUCUCCGUCGGAGUGCGGUACGCUUCCGGUACGCGCCGUGUGCGGGGGCUAGCUGAGCGAUCCCGGCGCCACACUGCACUAGACACGUUAUAGUGUAACUGCGGACCGACGGACGCUUCGGAACAUUGAGAUGAGUGAACGAUAGGAAAAUGAUGUAGAUGAAUUUAAUUUUAUGCGAAUGAAGAUAUGAAUUUGUUUAUGUGUGAUUAAUUACAUUUUUAAUACAUUUUUACAUUGAAUAUCUUGUUUCCAAAGUGUCCGCCGGUCCGCAAACAUUAGUUGAAUGUAUGAAGUUAGUUCGAUCGCUUGGAUAUAUCGGCGGUGUGGCACCGAGCGAGACAGAUGUUGAUUCGCCGAUUGGCCGACGAUAUCCGUUAGGAAAAUUCUCGCCAAAGAUUGUUGGAGCCGCGUCGCGGUUUAGACUGCUACGGCAGAAAGUUAAAUUUUAUUCACAAGACUGAUGCUUUUUUAUAAUGAUAUUGAACGGUCGAAAUAUCGAGCCUUAACGCGUCCGUUCAUCGAUGUGGAGAGCGCGGCGCGAACAAACGUGUACAUAGUUAGUCGGAAGUGUAUAGUAAGUUCGUAUUCGAUGUAAGAUAGGCAUAGAUAAGACGUUAGUCUGAUAGCGUAAGUUAGCUUAAGAACGACCAGCGAUGCACAUCACUGCCAUUGUACAUAGUAUAGUCACGUCGCAUGUGACAAGGGCUGUAUCUCACUAUUUCUAUUGAAUUUCUAUCGGUAGAUAUACUAGGACAGGUUCUCCCACUAAUUUACAUCUGCCUAGGCUUGGUAUAGUCUUCCAGUGUCGCCGGAGUAGGGUCCCAGUCCCGGUACGUGUGUAGGAGUAGUGGGCAGCAGCCGCGCCAAGUGCCUGCGAGUGUCGUCACCAGUUCGUGUUCAGAGCCGCGUACUCAUAUCAGACUCGCAGUUAGCGUACGACGAACAAUUUUGAUAAUCGACGUUUUAUUCACCUUGUUGAGUUUUAUGACUAAGAAUCAACAACUGUCUGUAGUCUAAUAAUGUCACUGCCAUUCAAAGUUGUGUACAACUAGAUACUGUUAGCAAUAAAACUUUUGUGAUAAGAUACUGAUAACCGAUGUUCGUUUCCACGCACAAGAUUAGCCGUAUUUUUGUGUGAUACAUAAAUAUACAUUAACAAUAGUGUAGCAGUGAUUUUUAAAUAUAUAGAGUAAAUUUCUAAUUCAAUUUAUGAGAGGAUUUGUUUGUUGAGGGGACACGCGUUGUGCAACCCGAGUGCUCUUACUGCAAGAAUUUUUAUAAACACCUUUUUUAACACACAACAUUGACGAAGGAAGUAAUUCUGGAUCUAAAUAUUACUUAUUGUACAUGAAUACAAUUUGAUAUUGGCACUAUUAAAGAGUUGACUAGAAUAGGACGUUGGUAAAUAUACCAUAAAUAGCUCGUGUUGCACAGACGUGGUGUACAGUAUAGAGGAUUUAGUAAAGCUAUUGUGAAAGUAAUAAUUAUUGUAGUGGCGAAUGUUUUUAGAUCAUUGAAAUAAGGAGCCUUGAAAUGUUCAAUAUUAAUAAUUUAUCGUAAGUUAUGGUUAUGUCCCCAUAACCAAUAGAAAAGCAAUGUUGCAUCGUGUUCUUAAUAAUAUUAAACUUAUUAAUAACGAGUAAGCGAUUUUUGUAAAAGAAACACCAAAUGAAACGUAAAGUAAGAUCGCGUCAGAAAGCUUGUGGUAGUUUCCAAUGAUCUAAGCGCAUUUAUAGGCAAGUCCGAGGAAUAGACUCCGAAUGAUAUACAGUAAGUAGUCGCUCAUACAGUAAACAUGCCAAUGAUAACGUCAAUAGUUGGAUUAGUACAGUUUAGAUUAAACGAACUUUUUGGAUGCCCCUAUACAGAAGUUGUCAGAUUAUUACUGCCUUUUAGCCAUAAGGGAUUAUACAAGUGAAUAUAAAAUUGUGUUCUGUGCUCACACGAUCUCGCUAGUAUUUUUUAGUUAGUGCCUAUAGCGUUAAGUUAGGACGAAUUGUGUGAACGUGGUGUGACCUUAAUUGUAUAAACACCAUAACGUAUUUUUCAAACUAUCGCUUAUCGUAAACUGGAACGGAGAUUUUAUUAGAUUCAUUUAAUAGUGUAAUUCGGCCCCUAGAGUAAUAAUGUGAAUUGAACGUGAAGUAUAAUGUUUGGGAGCCUGAGGCUUGAGGCGGUCAGGACGCGCCGGCCACAGACGUGUUUAGGAAAAUUUCUCUAGUAGUCAAGUUGGUGCCUGAUUGUUCGCGUGUUUAGGGGAUCGUAAUGCUAACAUAUUAUACAGUUUAGACUUCCUUUUGGAGCAUUUCCAACGUACUGAUUAUUUUUUUAAUAAAUUUAAAAAAUUAGAGUAAUUAUUUUUUCAGCACUGAUCGUAGUGCCAUAUUUUAUUGGCUCGCUUUUUAAUAAAUUAUUUUUAUAGUGAAAUUCGACACCAAAAUCAGAGAGACAAAAUUAGUUUUUUGUUCUAUCCGUGUAACAAUAUGGACUUGAAUAUUUGAUCUCAGAAAUCGACAGUGUAUCAGAUUAUGAUGAGAAUGCAUGAGAGGAUCCUGCGAGUUGCGUGUCGAGUGUGCUUCUUAGAGAACAUGUUAAGUGUCGCUCAAUUUAAAUUUAUUUUACUUACGAGAACAAAGUUUGACACAUAUACAAACAUACAUUUUGGCCUAUCAAAAUGCUUGAGUACAAAUUUCGUUUCGCUAUAUUUACGACGCAAUGAAAUGUCUAGUGUUUGGCAAAUAAUCGGACUAAAAUUAAAUUAACAUUAGAGUAUUGUUAGUGGUUCAGAAUGUUAGUCAGAGAUGAUAUUUUGUGAAGACGAGCCUCUUCGGACGAGGUGAUGAAAUUAUAUCUAAAUACAUGAUAAUAAUGGUAAGCUCGAAAAGAUACAAUAUAUUUUUAUCACUGCCACCAUAGUCAUAGUCGUGUUGAUGUGACAGUUGAGUUCGGUUUUGCAUGUCCGUGCAGCGAGCGUCUGUUCACUUAUUGCUCAGCGAAUAUAGAAUUUUAAUUAACCGCGGGCUCACUCGCAUGCAAAAUCUUUUUGUUACGUGACAGAGUAUUCAACGGGGAACAAUGGUAGUCGUUGCCAAUUUUAUUUAAGCCCUAUAGUUUGACGAGCAUUAUGUUGUGUGGCGCGUCCACUGGAGUUAUGCGAAGGCGUGAAACACAUUACAGCCGUCUGCAGACGCGCUUGUACGAUGAUGUAAAGUUCGCGGCUGGAUUAUAAAAACACCAUCUUCAAUCACAACUGUGUCGUUGGAAAUUGUGGUUUUUAAUCCGUCUGCCGCACUCUCAAGGAAUGUAAAUAGUUAAGUAUUUAUUAUUAAGUAUUAUUCUGCAUAGUACUGUAAUUUGCUUCGCGCCUGGUUGGGCCUUGGGGAGGGAGGGCGGUGGGCCCGGGCUGGCUGGUUGGGCCGCAGUCUCGGGUUCGCCGCGGGUAGUAUAGUGGUAAUGUUCGCGAGUUGUCUUUCAAACACGUUUCCUAUAUUAUGCGUUUAUUAUAUGAAUGUUCUCCUUUAUUGUAAAUGUUUGAAUACAAUAGUAACUAUGUGGAGCCUGUGUAUUCCAAAUAGUGUGCACUACUUAUUCAAUUUGUAGAUAUUUAAUUAUAUAUAGUAUAAAGUUUAAUGCGUUGUCUUAUUUGCUUAUACCCUAUGGUGAAAUCGGUGAAAUUAAUUAUAAUUUUGAACCCACGAGCUGAUGGGUAAUCUACCUCAAUUAAUUUAUCACACAUUUGGGCAUAAUAAUAGUGAAUGUUAAUUUAAAUUUGAAAUUUGUUCAAUGUAGUUAUUAUUAAGAUUUUUUUCAAAUAAAAUGGUUUGUCCACCUGUCACAAGUACUGUAUCUUAUAUUAAAUACAUAUUGUAUGAUUGAUAA
This is a messenger RNA of Helicoverpa zea (corn earworm), 7891 nucleotides long. RefSeq names its product zinc finger protein jing homolog (gene jing). Gene Ontology annotation, cellular component: ESC/E(Z) complex. Gene Ontology annotation, biological process: regulation of transcription by RNA polymerase II. NCBI's taxonomy places the organism in Eukaryota, Metazoa, Arthropoda, Insecta, Lepidoptera, Noctuidae. The transcript has 6 exons. The record is from RefSeq and is a predicted model, not a curated record. The coding region runs from base 8 to 3931 and encodes 1307 amino acids.